CGAGUCAUUUCAGACGGCAGGUGAUUCGUCCGUGAAAAAUCGUACUUUUUCACGGUUUUUCCGCGAAUUUUCGCGCUACCUUCGAGUCGCGUAGGAGAAUGCGCGCGGCGACGCCGCGUUGCCACCUCCUCCCUGUCUCCCCACCAGAAGCAGGCACAUCCUGAACGUUAGUGCGCAACCCGUCGCCGGCGUAGUAAUACUAGAGAGCUCACAGAGUAUAGACUCCAUUACUGUCCCGAGUGCGUUUCUCGUUGGCCGUUAGUAAAGCCUGUCUGCGGUUAUCCUCGUGCAACACGCGUCUCGCUCUCCCGUGGUGAAUUCUUGUGCAGUGAGCUCCCUCUUCACCCCGAUUGCCUCCACGGUUCACUAAGCCUACGAUAUGGCCGACCAACUCACAGAAGAGCAAAUCGCGGAGUUCAAGGAAGCUUUCUCGCUAUUCGACAAAGAUGGCGAUGGCACUAUCACUACCAAAGAAUUGGGCACAGUCAUGCGUUCUCUUGGUCAGAAUCCAACGGAAGCUGAACUUCAGGAUAUGAUCAACGAAGUGGAUGCUGACGGUAACGGAACAAUCGACUUUCCUGAAUUUCUCACGAUGAUGGCGCGUAAAAUGAAGGAUACCGACAGCGAGGAGGAAAUCAGGGAGGCCUUCAGGGUGUUCGACAAGGACGGCAACGGCUUCAUAUCCGCAGCAGAGCUCAGACACGUUAUGACAAACCUUGGCGAGAAGCUCACCGACGAGGAGGUCGAUGAGAUGAUUCGGGAGGCUGACAUCGAUGGCGAUGGUCAAGUUAAUUACGAAGAAUUCGUCACAAUGAUGACAUCAAAGUGAAUGCAACCUAUGCACUGGGAAAACUCGCGACUAGGAGUGGUGUUGACGUACUAAACAAAACAAGAUACAAAAAGAAAAAAGAAAUCCAAUCGAUAAAAGUGACAAACCUUGUACCAGGAUGCAAAGAAGUCUUUAAAACGCGAGAGGUCAACGUCCCGAUCGACAUGCAUUAUUCACCGUUUACGAUAAGUAAUUAAGGGCAAUUAAUUAUUUAAUUACAAAAAGUAUACCACCAGCCACCAUCUCUUCACGCAUGUACUUGCCGCGUGUGCACGCAUCGAAAAAGAAAGAAAAAAGACGUUCAUGCACAUUGAACACACACACACACACACACCACACAAAAUCGAUUACACUAUUGACACACUAUUUCGUGAGCGAUUUUUUCUUUCUUUCCCGGUAUAUAAAAAAAUGGUGUAUACGCGUAUAACACACUUUUAUCAAAAACUGCAUUUCCGCUUUCCAAUCUUUUUCUCCCUCGGCCCCCCCACCCCUCCUUAACCUUCCAAAAAAAAACCCGCUGUCUCUUUGCGCGAACGCGACUUUUUUCCUGUACCUAGUUGGCCGAGGAUACCAAUGCGCUCCGAAUCUUAGGAAACUUGUAUUUGUGCCGAGGCAAGAGGAGGUGCAUGAAGGGAAAAAAAUGUUUAAAACAAAAAUACAAGUUAAAAAAAGGAACAUCAGUAACAACAAAUUUAGUUAAAUAGAUGUUUUUCGUGUUCCUUUGAAUAAAGUUUGAUGCAUUUUUUAAAUUGAGCCUUAACGAUGAGAACUUGUCGGCGAAGGUGAGCAAGUAAGUGAGAAAGAGAGAGAGAGAGAGAGAGAGAGAGAGAGAGAGACAGACAGAAAGUGAGAGUGAGAUAUAUCGAUCCAAUUUGCCAUGAUUCAUCAAAUUUUGUUCAAAGCCCAGUGUAAUUUUUUUAAGAAAUAUAUAUGUAUACCGAGGUAAAUUAGGAUUAUUCCUUCCCAUUAUUGUUCAUCGUUUAUAAUACUUAUACGUGUCGAAUAUCGUUUGCGUUUUCUGUCCUAUUUAUACCGUUCAAUUGUAAUAAUUGUAUCCUAUUUCAUUGGAAAAGAAGGAAGGAUUCAAUUUUCCAAAGUUUUACUUUAACACCGUUGCCCAUAGCUCUAUUCUUUUUAGUAGCAUUCUGGCGCCUGUCGUGCGGGUUGUCAAUUGUCUUAGCGUGACGGGACACUCUCCCCGGCUCUCCUCCGACCUUCGCCGCCCCCUCCCCCUACCGCUGCCCUAAGUAUUUCAUAAUAGCAACUUAACGAAGUG
This is a messenger RNA of Cephus cinctus (wheat stem sawfly), 2105 nucleotides long. RefSeq names its product calmodulin. The transcript has 4 exons. Bases 380 to 829 code for a protein of 149 amino acids. Gene Ontology annotation, molecular function: enzyme regulator activity; calcium ion binding. The record is from RefSeq and is a predicted model, not a curated record. NCBI's taxonomy places the organism in Eukaryota, Metazoa, Arthropoda, Insecta, Hymenoptera, Cephidae.